CCUCGGCUCGGCCCCCGCCGCUUCCUCCCGCGCCAGCUCCGCGGCCCGGCGGGCCUGGGCCCCGUUUCCCCGCCGCUUCGGUACCCUGCGCUCUCCGGGAAGCGCCUCUGCUCGCCGCUCGCUCCGCUGCUAUUUUUUAUCAUUAUCAUUAUUUUUUUAAUCCCGCUCCGUUUUUCCUCCGCUUCACCAGCGCCGGACACCUCCUCCCCCUCCCCCCACCGCCGCCUCUCAUCUAUCCAUCCCUCCCUCCAUCCAUCCAUCCAUCCGCCGGGGCGCGCUGAAGCUCGGAGAGCCGUCCCGCGAUGUCAGGUGGGGACUCGGCAGCGGCGGCGGCCACCGCCUCCCCUCAGCCGCUGCCCUUCUCGCUGCCCAAGCCCCCUCCCCUCAUGCAGCUGACGCCGGGGGACGCCGUCCGCCCCGUCUCAUCGGCCGCCGACCAAUCACCGAAGAGCGCCCGGCUAACGGGCCGCCCUGAUUGGCCAGCGGGCAAGCCAGUCAGCCUGCUGGCCCCGCUGCUCCCGCCCCGCGGAGAGCCAGAGCCGCUGAUGCCCUUCGGCCCCUCGUCCCGGCAGCCACUCAGGGGGCGGCUUCUUGGCAGGUGCAGCGGCGGGAGCCUCCUCAGCCCCUCCAUGAGGCCCGGAGGAGUCGACCGGGGGUCCCUGAUGAUGGGACACCCAGGAAUGCCCCAUUACCCCCCCAUGGGAAUGCACCCCAUGGGGCAGAGACCCCCAAACAUGCCCCCUGUUCCUCACAGCAUGAUGCCUCAGAUGAUGCCCCCCAUGGGAGGACCACCAAUGGGCCAGAUGCCUGGCAUGAUGCAGUCAGUAAUGCCUGGGAUGAUGAUGUCUCACAUGUCCCAAGCUGCCAUGCAGCCCACAGUCCCGCCAGGGGUGAACAGUAUGGAUGCCCAAGUAGGUGUGACACCUCCUGGAACUCAGAGCUCUGUUUUGUUUCGCCCUCAGACAACACAUCCUGUGGUUUGUGCAGCCCAGCAAACAGCCACAACCAACAGCUCUGUGAGUGAAGACCACUCUAAACAGAAAUCUACAUGGACAGAACACAAGUCACCUGAUGGCAGGACUUAUUACUAUAACACUGAAACCAAGCAGUCCACGUGGGAGAAGCCAGAUGACCUCAAAACACCUGCUGAGCAAUUGUUGUCUAAAUGUCCCUGGAAAGAAUAUAAAUCAGAUUCUGGAAAGCCCUACUAUUACAAUUCCCAAACAAAGGAGUCACGCUGGGCAAAGCCCAAAGAGCUUGAAGAUCUGGAAGCAAUGAUUAAAGCUGAAGAAAACAGCAUAAAGCCUGAUGAAUCCACUCCAGCAGCAGCUGCUUCAGGUGCUGAGGCAGCAAACACAACCCCCACAGCCACCACUGCUGCUGAAACAGCUGCAGCUGUCACCACCACCACUGCUGGUUCUGCAGCCACAGCAGCCUCUGAGGCAGAAUCUGCUGCAGCUCCUGGGGCAGAAAAUGAGAGUUCUGGCACAGCCACAGCUGAGGAACAGGGACAAGCAACUUCUGCACCUGCUGGGCAGGACCAGAGUGGGGAAGCUGCAGCUAAUGCAGCAGAUGACUCUUCCAAGCAGGAGGCUUCAGGAGAUGCUGCUUCAAAGAAGGAGGAGGAUGAUGCCCAACCAGUUAAAAAAACGUAUACAUGGAACACAAAGGAAGAAGCAAAGCAAGCAUUUAAGGAACUUUUAAAAGAAAAGAGAGUCCCAUCCAAUGCUUCUUGGGAGCAAGCUAUGAAAAUGAUCAUUAAUGAUCCUAGAUACAGUGCUUUGGCAAAAUUAAGUGAAAAAAAGCAAGCCUUCAAUGCUUACAAAGUUCAGACAGAAAAAGAAGAGAAAGAAGAAGCAAGAUCAAAAUACAAGGAAGCUAAAGAAUCCUUCCAGCGUUUCCUUGAGAACCAUGAGAAGAUGACAUCCACAACAAGAUACAAAAAAGCUGAACAAAUGUUUGGGGAGAUGGAAGUCUGGAAUGCAAUAUCUGAGCGGGAUCGUCUUGAGAUUUAUGAAGAUGUCUUGUUUUUCUUAUCUAAGAAAGAGAAGGAACAAGCCAAACAGUUACGGAAGAGGAAUUGGGAAGCUUUGAAGAACAUUCUAGACAACAUGGCCAAUGUCACUUACUGUACUACUUGGUCAGAGGCUCAGCAGUAUCUGAUGGACAAUCCUACAUUUGCAGAAGAUGAGGAGCUUCAGAACAUGGACAAGGAGGAUGCACUGAUCUGUUUUGAGGAACACAUCAGGGCACUGGAGAAAGAGGAGGAAGAAGAAAAACAGAAAAGUUUGCUUCGAGAAAGGAGGCGGCAGCGGAAAAACAGAGAAUCUUUCCAGCUGUUUUUAGAUGAGCUGCACGAGCACGGACAGUUACAUUCCAUGUCCUCUUGGAUGGAGUUGUACCCAACCAUAAGUUCAGACAUCAGAUUCACUAAUAUGCUUGGUCAACCUGGAUCAACAGCACUUGAUCUUUUCAAGUUCUAUGUUGAAGACUUGAAAGCACGUUACCAUGAUGAAAAGAAGAUAAUAAAAGAUAUCUUAAAGGAUAAGGGAUUUGUGGUUGAAGUGAAUACAUCUUUUGAAGAUUUUGUUACAGUCAUCAGUUCAACUAAAAGAGCUACCACUUUAGAUGCAGGAAAUAUCAAGCUGGCUUUCAAUAGUCUGCUGGAAAAGGCAGAAGCCCGGGAAAGAGAGAGGGAGAAAGAAGAAGCUCGGAAGAUGAAGAGGAAGGAGUCAGCCUUCAAGAGCAUGCUGAAGCAAGCCACUCCUCCCAUCGAGCUGGAUGCUGUCUGGGAAGAUAUCAGAGAUAGAUUUGUGAAGGAACCAGCAUUUGAAGACAUCACUCUGGAGUCUGAAAGGAAAAGAAUAUUUAAAGAUUUCAUGCAUAUACUCGAGCACGAGUGCCAGCAUCACCAUUCAAAGAACAAGAAACAUUCAAAGAAGUCCAAAAAGCAUCACAGGAAGCGGUCGCGCUCUCGUUCGGGCUCAGAGUCUGAGGAUGAUGACAGCCACUCCAAGAAGAAGAGGCAGCGUUCAGAGUCCAGAUCAGUUUCCGAGCGUUCUUCCAGCGCAGAAUCGGAGAGAAGUUACAAGAAGUCAAAAAAACACAAGAAAAAGAGCAAGAAGAGAAGACACAAGUCUGAUUCACCAGAAUCAGAUACUGAACGAGAAAAAGACAAAAAAGAGAGAGAGAGAGAUAGUGAAAAGGAUAGAGCUAGACAGAGAUCUGAAUCAAAACAUAAAUCUCCUACUAAAAAACGGCCUGGAAAAGAUUCUGGGAACUGGGACACGUCGGGCAGCGAGCUGAGCGAAGGGGAGCUGGAAAAACAGAGGAGGACUCUUUUGGAACAACUGGAUGAAGAUCAAUGAGAACAUUAUUUAUACCAAAUAUGUUUACAUUGUGGCAUAAUAAAAGAAACCAAUGUCUAAUUCAGGACGUGGGUUCCGAUCUCCUGAGUUCCAUUGUUGAAACAACAGUGGGUUUUAAUUUUACCCCAUCAACACACUCAAUGCUGUCAGAUUCUGGGCCUGGCUUCAAACCUGGAGCAGGGAAUGAAAUUCUGAGGGGGAUGGUGAGUUGGGAUGGGUGCUCCACUGCCCCCAGGGCACCUUCCCUGCUCAGGGGGACAUUCCCUGCUCACCCCCACAGCCUGGGGAAGCGUUGGCACCUUUCUAGCUAAGUCACUCCUCAGUGAGGUCCUUUCUAGAAAGGUGCUAACACUGCUCUUCCUGCCCAGGGCUGGCAGGUAAAAUUUUCGUAUUUAGGAAGAGAUUCUUUAAUAUAGUUUCUUGUUGGCUUCAUUUGUUUUAUGGAUCUGUUUUUAUUUUGGAAAAGGGGAAGGCAAUGAGGGUAACGAUUCCAUUUCUUGAUCUGUACUGCAAAAAAGAAAACAAAAAACAAACCACCAGAUCUGGGAAUUGCUCUGUUGUGAACUGUGUCCCUGGCCAAACCCAUGCUGUCCAAAGCUGAAAGGUACCAUCUCAGAGGGGGUUUUAUAGGAAACUUUCUGAUCCCUGGAGCUGCAGCUGCUGGGGAUGGGACAGAGCCAGGCUGUGACCCCACAGCCCUGCCCUGCAGCGGCUGCUUCACCUUUCAGAAAAUUUUAAACAAAAAAUCCAAUUGUAAAUGAAUUUAAAUGCCUUAAGAACCUGCUGAAGAAUGUGCCACCACCUUUCAGCUGCAGCCCUGGGUUCUUUCUGCCUCUGGGCAGUGCAGGCAGGGGCUGCCAGCCCUGCUGGGUGACACUUGGUGGCUGCUGUGGUGACAAAAGGUGGGGAAACCUCACUGGCUGGUGGGAAUAUUUUUGUACAUUUUUAUCAAUUAUUAAACCUUGUCUUCUAGUG
Molecule: messenger RNA, 4343 nt
Organism: Calypte anna (Anna's hummingbird)
Lineage: Eukaryota; Metazoa; Chordata; Aves; Apodiformes; Trochilidae
Gene: PRPF40A
Product: pre-mRNA processing factor 40 homolog A
Exons: 26
Coding region: 303-3368 (1021 amino acids)
Biological process (GO): mRNA cis splicing, via spliceosome
Cellular component (GO): U2-type prespliceosome; U1 snRNP
Molecular function (GO): RNA binding; protein binding
Source: RefSeq, a predicted model, not a curated record